AUGUUGCCGUGGUUUGAGUUAUUAAAUUGUGUUUUUAGACAUCAUCAGCAAGGUGCAACAAAGAUGGUUAACCCUCACUUUGAUGAUACAAUUAAGGUGAUUGGAGUGGAUGCAGAUGGUAAAAAGUAUGACAAAGUUUCACGUAUUGAAGCACGAGGGGAGGAAACUGACAUGCACAUUGUGUUGGAUGUGAAUUCACAAUUGUACCCUAUGCAUGCCGGAGAGAAAUAUCGGAUGGUUUUGUCACAAACUUUAAAUGAAGAUGGCUCAGCUGUUACCACUCAUACUCAAGGAAGCAAGAAAUCACUUGCUGACAGAUUUGAGUAUGUGAUGCAUGGGUUGUUAUACAAGAUCUCAGAUGAUAAGAACCAAAAUGGUGAUGCUGAAGUGGCUGUGUACAUAUCAUUUGGAGGGCUUCAACUGAUGAUGAAGGGGGCCCCUGUGAAGAUGGGUAAAUUUAAGGUGGAUCAAAGGCUGUUUCUUCUUUUGCUCAAGGAGUAAAUGUCAGUUGUUGGCUUUUUCUUGUAGAUGAAAAUGUUAGUUGUCAUCUUGUUUUAUUUAUCGUGGCCUUUGUUCAGACUUGAUGCCUAUGCCUUAAAAAUGGAAUUACGUGUAAAACUCAUUUAACAACUAAAAGCCACCAUAAUUUGUCA
This is a messenger RNA of Lactuca virosa, 653 nucleotides long. Lineage: Eukaryota; Viridiplantae; Streptophyta; Magnoliopsida; Asterales; Asteraceae. The record is from the annotation of a GenBank genome assembly.